UUUUGGGCUUCCAGCUCCAGGUGAAGUGUCUUCUCAGCUCUUCUGGACUCUGGAGUCUGGAGUGGUGGAGACUGGCAAUGAGGCUGCUGAGUGCUGAUUGGGCAGCCAGGGAUGCUCACCAGCUUGGUUACCGUACUCUCACCCCCAGCUCAAGAUUAAACUAAACUGAAAUGUUAACUUCCACUGUCAUAAAGUUAUUAAAAUCUCCAUGUCUUUCACAAAUAUCAAGAGGAUCUCAGUCAUGCAGUAUUUUCAGCUCUGCCAUUCACUGCAUUGGUCGUGAUGGCCUGCCAGUAGAGACUGACACUCACAAACUGCGCCAGUAUGUGUGUGGGUCAGACAUGGUCAAAGAGAACCGGCAGGACGUCAAGGUUAAGGAGGACCACGAGUAUCCUGACUGGCUCUGGAGCCUUCGCACUGGCCAUCCUCUGCCACUGGAGGAGCUGGACCCCAACACCAAAUACUACUGGCGCCGGCUGCGCACCCUCCACAUGCGCAAUAACAACAAAAUCGCAAAGCUCCGAGGAUUCUAAUAUCUGGAAAACAAUCCUAGUUAUUGUUGCUUAGAAUGAUACUGCUUUUUACUCUUAAAAAUUUAAAUCACAAUUAGAGUUGUCCAAGUUUUAGGAUCAAAAUCUGGAACGGACUAAGAGUAGGAAACGUCUGUUCUAUACAAUAUAUGUGCGAUUGUUGUUGAAGUUGCAAGGGCUGUAGCUGCGAUGCCAGGAGUGUACAAAUUGUGUGUAAACUUUAACAAUAAACAGUGAACCUCGA
This is a messenger RNA of Hyalella azteca, 774 nucleotides long. It is a transcript of the gene mRpL54, whose product is annotated as 39S ribosomal protein L54, mitochondrial. Gene Ontology annotation, cellular component: mitochondrial large ribosomal subunit. NCBI's taxonomy places the organism in Eukaryota, Metazoa, Arthropoda, Malacostraca, Amphipoda, Hyalellidae. Gene Ontology annotation, molecular function: structural constituent of ribosome. The record is from RefSeq and is a predicted model, not a curated record. The transcript is spliced from 6 exons. The coding region runs from base 171 to 533 and encodes 120 amino acids.